Molecule: messenger RNA, 3171 nt
Organism: Cynoglossus semilaevis (tongue sole)
Lineage: Eukaryota; Metazoa; Chordata; Actinopteri; Pleuronectiformes; Cynoglossidae
Gene: bag6
Product: BCL2 associated athanogene 6
Exons: 19
Coding region: 176-3013 (945 amino acids)
Biological process (GO): ERAD pathway
Cellular component (GO): BAT3 complex
Molecular function (GO): misfolded protein binding; polyubiquitin modification-dependent protein binding
Source: RefSeq, a predicted model, not a curated record
UCCGUUUUACACUGGAGCUUCUGGCAGGUUUCUGAGCAGCUUUGUACGAGAAAGUGAGAGAUUGAGAUUUAAACCUUCAUGAUAGCCGGCCGCAUUCAUCGGAUUACUUGAUAAACUAACUCGACUUUUAAGGUCAUCUAAAGGUCUCUCUGACAACUCUUUUAUAAGGACCACCAUGGAGGAGCCAACAGCAGACAUAGAAGUGACAGUCAAAACAUUAGACUCACAGAGCAGAACCUUUACUGUUGGAGCUCAGUUGACCGUAAAGAUGUUUAAGGAGCACAUUGCACCUUCUGUGGGUAUCCCCGUAGACAAACAAAGACUGAUUUACCAAGGCAGAGUGCUUCAGGAUGAAAAGACUCUUGUGGACUAUAAUGUGGGUGGCAAGGUGAUUCAUCUCGUGGAGCGGGCACCGCCUCCCACCUCUCAACCUGGUAUGGGCUCAGGUGGUGCUUCCUCCGACAGUGGCUCUUCCUCCUCCUCACCAGGAACAUCACAGGUUCCACCGCAUGAUCGCAAUGCUAACAGCUAUGUCAUGCUUGGUACCUUCAACCUACCUGUCAACAUCAUGGACCCACAGCAAAUACAGAUGACAGUCCAUCAGAUGGUGGGAGAGAAUCCCAGAAAUACCAGACUCCCAACAAGCACUGGGAGCGAUGGUUCUGUGAAUGUGCACAUUGAUAUGAACCAAACAGUGCAGAGUGAGCCGAGGCUGAGGCUCGUACUUGCGGAGAACUUGCUGAGGGAUCUCAGUAAUGUCAUCCAAAGAAUAGAGGCACGACCAGCAAACUCAUCCACUCAACCUGCGACACCUUCCAAUGCUACUGCGCCUGCCUGCGCUGCACCUCCGCCUCCCUCAUCUUCUUCUACAACCUCCACUCCUUCUCCCUCCUCCCAGCCCAUGGAUACAUCUCCCCCUUCAACAAGUCCACCACCUCCACAAGCCAACACAGCGCAGUCUGAUGGACCACGUCCUGGGCCUAAUCAUCCCAGUCCGAUGGAGCUGGCGGAGAUGUUGUCUGAACUUCAGAGGGUCGAGGAGAGACUUCAGCCCUUCAUCCAACGAGCUCACACUGUACUAGAGACGGCCGCUACCGCGGAAUACAACAACAACGCAGAACGAGAAGAGGACCAGCAGACUCUCGUUGCCUCAAUGGAGUGUCUUCGUCUCCUUGGCAACGCUCUUGUGGCACUCAGUGACCUGCGUCUGAAUCUCAUGAGCCCCGUGCCACGCCACUUGCAUGUGGUUCGUCCAUUUUCGCACUAUUCUACCCCGGUCACACUGCCCGGGGCAGUACACCAACACAUCCCAGUGCAAAUGAACCUGGGUGCCACAGUGACUGUUGCAAGUAACAGCACGGAAGGACAAGCCCCUGCCAAUCAGGCAGCUACCCCGUCAGAGCCCGCAGGUCAGGGACAGACGCCUCCUGCACAAACGAUACCGCCAACACAGAUACAGGCUGGUCCGCGAGUCAUCAGGAUCAUGCAGAUGAACGCAGAUGGUUCAGGCUCUAAUCCUGCAGCUGGCCAGCAGAUUCCUGCACAACCAGGUGCUCUCCCGCCUGACUUUGUGAGAAAUCUAAUGCAACAAAUCAGCAGUUACGCCGCGGCCGUAGCUACCAGCGCUGCUACUGCUGCCGCCUCUGCCGCCGCAACAGGCCAGCCGGUACCCCCGCAGUUCACACCGCCUGGCUACAGCCCCGCAGCUAACUCCUCAACAACCACCGCAGGUUCCAACACAACCACGACAUCACAAACUGUCCCGCCUCCUCCCCACACUGGACCCCAGGCCAGGAUUGUGUUCACUCGGCCUACUUUUGCACCACAAAUGCCGCCUCCAACAUUUGGAACCAGGGGAGCAACUGUGAAUGUAAGGGCUACUACGCCAGGCCAGCAGCCAGGACAGACAUUCAACCAGCUGUUAAGCGGACUAGUUGGACAACUUCUGCAGCCUGGUCAGAUGGGACCAAGAGUUCCUCCUCCUGCUUCUGCUGCUCCUCCUCCUCCUAACGCAAAUGCCGGUAGUGCACCGGGUCAACCUGGGACCAAUUCCACCCCGCUCCCGUUCCAAGAGAUGUCCCAAGACGUAAACCAACUCCUUGGCUCACUGCUUGGGGUUGCCGGAGCAGCCGACGUCGGUGGCCCCCCCGCCACUACGUCUGGUGUCCCAGCCUUCGUCCAGGGAGUCAACGAAUUCAUGCAGGGCCAACCUAUCUUUUCUGCACCUCCACCUGCUCCUAGUGCUGCCCCAGCUCCUGGUGCAGGUCCCACUCCAGCUCCUAAUCCUUCUCCGGCCACUGAGGUUGUCAACCCCGAGUUGUUCACAGGCAUAGUCCGGGGUGUUCUCAGCACCAUGAUGGGGUCGCUGGGCCAGGCUCAGAACGACACGGAGAGUAUUGCUCAGUUUAUGCAGAGGCUGUCCCAGGCGACCAACAUCUUCAUCAGCUCUGAGGAUCCGACAGGAUUUUUCGGAGAGCUGCUAAUGCUCGUGUGCCAGACAUUCACCAUGUCGGACCUGGUGAUGCUGCUUCAUGGUCAGCACCAGCCCUUGGGACGCAUUCAGCCUCAACUCUCCCAGUUCUUCACGCAGAGCUACCUUAAUGGCAGAGAGCCCACCGACCAUAACAUCGCCGACGUGGCUGACGGUCUGGUGAAUGAGCUGGAGGAGUACAUCACGGAGAGCUUCAGAGAGUCUUCGGUCAGCGUGCUCGACGGUGUGGAUAUCACUCAGACCAACAUGUCGUUCUUCAGGCAGCAGCUGAUACACAUUGCCACCCAUAUUCUGCGUUGCUCUGAUGACACAUUUGGGCCCAGGUUGCUUCAAAUGUGCAACCAGGCACUAUUUGAAUGUCUGGGGCUCAACCUGCACUGCCUGAGAGGAGACCAGAGAGCUCUGACUGCAGUGGUCAACCACAGAAUAGUAAGUACAUGUUACAUUAUAGUCUUCCAACAGGUGUGUCCAUUUUCACCAGGGGUCAGGGGAGGGUCACAUCAUCAGUACAGUUCCCCUUGAAGGGCCAGUUGUAAGCUCUAAGACUGCAUAGAUCUAACUACUUGUAGUAGAUGGAAUGUGAUUGGUUUAAAGCUCAGUUUAUAUAGAUGUUUCUGCAAUUCUCUUUAGGAAAUAGCACUAUGAUAAUCAUGUUGCUGCAGUCGUGUGAUACCUUUAUU